Closterium sp. Naga37s-1 is the source of this 300-nucleotide messenger RNA. Lineage: Eukaryota; Viridiplantae; Streptophyta; Zygnematophyceae; Desmidiales; Closteriaceae. The record is from the annotation of a GenBank genome assembly.
AUGGCCCGGAAUGGUCUGCCAAGCUUGGAAGUUGUGCUUUUCUGCCUGUUGGCGAUUAGCAUCGCCAACACAGCUCGCGCGAUGGGCCCUUUCGCGAGAGGCAACACGUUCCCUGGAACAUUGAGAUGUAUAUUGCGUGCAAAUCUGGCGGCUAACGGCGUCGUUGGAACUAAGGGAGCGGCUAACUCGCAAGGCACGCUUGAUCUCUACGUGUACAGCUUCAGGAACCAUAUCAACGCGCGACCUUCCAGGCUUGCUGCUUCUACUAUCUCUCUUCGUCGCGACAGCCUCCGCAUUUAA